Messenger RNA from Prorocentrum cordatum, 301 nucleotides. NCBI's taxonomy places the organism in Eukaryota, Dinophyceae, Prorocentrales, Prorocentraceae. The record is from the annotation of a GenBank genome assembly.
GUGGAGCUCCCGCUCCGCGGCGGCGGCGGCGAGGAGGCCCGCGGCCUGCUGCUGGUGCGCCUCCUCGGCCUGGGGCCCGCCGCGCACGCCGGCGCCCAGCCGCUGCCCGCGGAUUGGGCCAGCGGCGUGGACGAGCUUGGGCUGCCGUUCCGCUACAGGGGCUGCGGGGGCCAAGCCGGCGACGCGCCCGCGGAGGCCGCCGCGGCGCCGCACGGCGGCGCGGAGGAGAGCGCGGCGAGCGCGGAGGGCGCCGAGGGGCGCUCGCCGCGCCGCCCGGAGCACCGGGAGGAGCCGCCCGCGG